Molecule: messenger RNA, 797 nt
Organism: Oryza sativa Japonica Group (Japanese rice)
Lineage: Eukaryota; Viridiplantae; Streptophyta; Magnoliopsida; Poales; Poaceae
Product: protein CURVATURE THYLAKOID 1A, chloroplastic
Cellular component (GO): chloroplast thylakoid membrane; thylakoid
Source: RefSeq, a predicted model, not a curated record
ACUUUACUGUUCCUGAACGGGACGAUAGCCGCGUAGCCAAGGAAAAGAAAGCAGAGGCCAGGGAAGAGCCAGGUAGAGCCGAAGAGGGUCCACGACUGACAUGGCCGCCACGGCGUGCUCCACGGCGCCUCUUCUCGGUGGAGCUCGCCUCCCCGCCGUCGGCGCCGCCUUGCCGCCGCCCUCCGUUCUCCUCCUCCCCCAGCGCAACUUCCCCUCUCCUCUCCGCCUCCAUGACGCACCGAGGCUAUCUCUGCUCCGGGCGAGGGCGUCGUCCGACGACACCUCGUCCUCCGCCGCGACCGGCGACGAGCUCAUCGAAGACCUGAAAGCUAAGUGGGACGCCGUUGAGAACAAGUCCACCGUCCUCACGUACGCCGGCGGCGCCAUCAUCGCCCUCUGGCUGUCGUCCGUCAUCGUCGGCGCCGUCAACUCCGUGCCUCUGCUUCCCAAGUUCAUGGAGCUCGUCGGGCUCGGGUACACAGGCUGGUUUGUGUACCGCUACCUCCUCUUCAAGGAAAGCAGGAAGGAAUUGGCCGACGACGUCGAUUCUUUGAAGAAGAGGAUUGCUGGGACAGAGUAAAAAAUGCCGUCGUCUGCACCAAUUUUUUGGAACGAUUCUUUGGAUCGCACAUUGCAGAGACCAAAACCCGUUGUUUAGAGUACUAGUGUUUGGUACCGCGAAGCUUUGUUUUGUUCCUUUCCUUGAUGGGCAAUAACAGUGUCUUCACGUGUAGAUCGAAUUAAUAAUAAUUACGAAUUGCGUCUCGACUAAUUAAUAAUAAUUUGCCUUCACUUAA